Messenger RNA from Lemur catta (Ring-tailed lemur), 3008 nucleotides. It is a transcript of the gene DNM3, whose product is annotated as dynamin 3. The record is from RefSeq and is a predicted model, not a curated record. Gene Ontology annotation, molecular function: GTPase activity; GTP binding; microtubule binding. Lineage: Eukaryota; Metazoa; Chordata; Mammalia; Primates; Lemuridae. The transcript has 21 exons. Gene Ontology annotation, cellular component: cytoplasm; microtubule; membrane. Bases 186 to 2762 code for a protein of 858 amino acids.
CGUUAGCUGUCAGGAGCCGAGCGGCGGGCUGGCGGCGGGAUCCGACGUCUGCGCCAGAAUCCGGCGAACUGAGCCCAGCGCAGCAGCAGCAGCGGCAGCAGCGGCAGCCAGGGCAGCGCGGCCCCGACUCCGGCCAGGUGGUAGAGGCCAGCAGGGAGCCGCCGGCAGCCGGCCGCUCAGGCAAGAUGGGGAACCGGGAGAUGGAGGAGCUGAUCCCGCUGGUGAACCGUCUGCAGGACGCCUUUUCGGCGCUGGGACAGAGCUGCCUGCUGGAGCUGCCGCAGAUCGCCGUGGUGGGCGGCCAGAGCGCCGGCAAGAGCUCGGUGCUCGAGAACUUCGUGGGCAGGGACUUUCUCCCUCGAGGGUCGGGCAUUGUAACAAGACGACCUCUUGUGCUGCAGCUUGUUACUUCUAAAGCAGAAUAUGCUGAAUUUCUACAUUGCAAAGGAAAGAAAUUUACAGAUUUCGAUGAAGUUCGCCAUGAGAUUGAAGCGGAAACAGAUCGAGUGACAGGAAUGAAUAAAGGCAUCUCCUCUAUACCCAUUAAUUUACGAGUCUAUUCCCCACAUGUGUUAAAUCUAACCCUUAUCGACCUGCCUGGAAUAACUAAAGUGCCCGUAGGAGAUCAGCCACCAGAUAUCGAGUAUCAGAUCAGAGAAAUGAUUAUGCAGUUCAUCACGAGGGAGAAUUGUUUGAUUCUGGCUGUUACCCCAGCCAACACUGAUCUUGCAAACUCAGAUGCACUGAAGCUAGCUAAAGAAGUUGAUCCUCAAGGUCUGAGAACCAUUGGAGUCAUCACCAAACUGGAUCUUAUGGAUGAAGGAACAGAUGCCAGGGAUGUCCUAGAGAACAAGCUGCUGCCUCUUCGCAGGGGUUACGUCGGGGUGGUGAACAGAAGCCAAAAGGACAUAGAUGGGAAGAAGGACAUCAAGGCGGCCAUGCUGGCAGAGAGGAAAUUUUUUCUUUCGCACCCGGCUUACAGACACAUUGCUGAUCGGAUGGGGACCCCACACCUGCAGAAGGUCCUUAAUCAGCAACUUACCAACCACAUUCGAGAUACCCUGCCAAACUUCAGGAACAAACUACAGGGACAAUUGCUCUCCAUUGAACAUGAAGUAGAAGCCUACAAAAACUUCAAACCAGAGGACCCCACCAGGAAGACCAAAGCAUUGCUGCAGAUGGUUCAGCAAUUUGCUGUGGACUUUGAGAAGAGAAUUGAAGGGUCGGGGGAUCAAGUGGACACCCUGGAACUCUCAGGUGGUGCUAAAAUCAAUCGCAUUUUCCAUGAACGCUUUCCUUUUGAGAUAGUAAAGAUGGAGUUCAAUGAGAAAGAAUUGCGAAGAGAAAUAAGCUAUGCAAUCAAAAACAUACACGGUAUCAGGACAGGGUUGUUUACUCCAGACAUGGCAUUUGAAGCAAUAGUCAAGAAACAGAUUGUAAAGCUGAAAGGGCCUUCCUUGAAGAGUGUAGAUUUGGUAAUACAAGAAUUAAUCAACACCGUCAAGAAGUGUACCAAAAAACUGGCAAACUUCCCCAGACUCUGCGAGGAAACAGAAAGGAUCGUUGCUAACCACAUUCGUGAGCGAGAAGGGAAGACAAAGGACCAGGUACUGCUGUUGAUUGACAUUCAAGUCUCCUACAUCAACACCAACCAUGAAGACUUCAUUGGCUUCGCAAAUGCUCAGCAGAGGAGCAGUCAGGUUCACAAGAAAACCACAAUCGGAAAUCAGGGAACCAAUCUUCCGCCUUCAAGGCAAAUUGUGAUUCGCAAGGGGUGGCUCACCAUCAGCAACAUUGGCAUCAUGAAAGGCGGCUCCAAGGGAUACUGGUUCGUCCUGACGGCGGAGAGCUUGUCUUGGUAUAAAGAUGAUGAGGAGAAAGAAAAGAAGUACAUGCUUCCCUUGGACAACCUGAAAGUUCGAGAUGUGGAAAAGAGCUUUAUGUCUAGCAAGCACAUUUUUGCACUCUUUAAUACAGAGCAAAGGAAUGUAUACAAAGACUAUCGCUUCCUUGAGCUGGCAUGUGAUUCACAGGAGGAUGUAGACAGCUGGAAGGCAUCUCUGCUAAGAGCUGGAGUCUAUCCUGAUAAAUCUUUAACUGAAAAUGAUGAGAAUGGCCAAGCAGAAAACUUUUCCAUGGACCCACAAUUGGAGAGACAAGUGGAGACCAUUCGCAACCUUGUAGACUCCUAUAUGUCUAUUAUCAACAAAUGCAUCCGAGAUCUAAUUCCAAAAACAAUAAUGCACCUUAUGAUCAAUAAUGUUAAAGACUUCAUAAAUUCAGAGCUCCUUGCACAGUUGUAUUCUUCAGAGGACCAAAAUACGCUGAUGGAGGAAUCUGCCGAGCAGGCGCAGCGCCGGGAUGAGAUGCUUCGAAUGUACCAAGCCCUUAAAGAAGCCCUGGUGAUCAUCGGCGACAUCAACACAGCCACUGUGUCCACCCCUGCCCCGCCUCCGGUGGAUGACUCCUGGAUACAGCACUCUCGCAGGUCACCUCCUCCAAGCCCCACGACGCCAAGGAGGCCGACGCUCAGCGCGCCCCUCACCAGGCCCACGUCCGGCCGAGGCCCGGCGCCCGCCAUCCCCUCCCCGGGCCCCCACUCUGGGGCUCCCCCGGUCCCCUUCCGUCCGGGCCCCUUACCUCCUUUCCCCAACAGCAGCGACUCAUUCGGAGCCCCUCCGCAGGUGCCAUCGCGGCCCACUAGGGCCCCGCCCAGUGUUCCAAGGUUUGGUGCCAUGAAGGAGGAAGCUGCUGAGCCCUGAAGUCGUGGGCUAAGGGACGGACAGUUAAGCAACUUGUGUGACUAGCCUGUGUCUAAUUCCCCUGCAGUCAUGUACUGGAAACCUCCUGACUUACUCUCUCCUCAACUGCCCUCUAAAAGUAUGACUUCUUUUAGCAGCUGAGUGUCAUUUCGGGCAAAUGAUGAACUCACCUUGUGACUUCUGAUGUCAACCAUGAGCUUUCUAUUUUCCUCACCAUUCUCCCCCUUUGAAGAACAAAUAAAUAAA